GAAUGGGUGAUGAAAGCAAGGAACAUACCAAAAAAGCUAAAGAAACCCACAAACGCUAAAUGCCAGUCUCUUUAUGCAAUCAGGCCAGACAUGAGAAGAUACUAUUGGCAAGUGACAUGUCCGUACAAAGUAUUUUGGCUGAGCAGGUUCACGUGGAAAAAUCCCUAUAACCCACAAUACACUGAAACGUGCUACGUUCUGCAUCCAUGCUUGCAACAAGUUCGGAUUGUGAAUUGCACAACAACAUUCUGCAUGACACGUUGUCGGAUACCAUACCCUAAUGUAAGGAACUCUAUCUGCUUAGAAAAUUAUUUCGUGGAAUACAAAAAGGUUUACGUGUUUUGUACUCACACGCACAAAAAGGUAAAGGGAAGAUGGGAAGAAGUGAACUGUAAGAAGUUUCCCCAUUUCUGUGCUAAGAGGGUUACGUUACGUGUACCACAGUCAUGUGAGUGUUGGCAAUGCUGGGAUAUGUACCGUACGGACCCAAGUAUGAUACCUUUCUAUGAAGCUGAGGCUAAGAAAAAUACCUAGAGUUAUCCCCCACUUUUCUGACUUUUCCAAUUAUGUGCAAUGACAGCUAACGAAGAAUUAUGAAUAAUAAAGAAAAGCAAAAUGAUA
Messenger RNA from Ruditapes philippinarum (Manila clam), 621 nucleotides. RefSeq lists its product as uncharacterized. The record is from RefSeq and is a predicted model, not a curated record. NCBI's taxonomy places the organism in Eukaryota, Metazoa, Mollusca, Bivalvia, Venerida, Veneridae. The transcript has 4 exons. The coding region runs from base 10 to 534 and encodes 174 amino acids.